Molecule: messenger RNA, 2335 nt
Organism: Aptenodytes forsteri (emperor penguin)
Lineage: Eukaryota; Metazoa; Chordata; Aves; Sphenisciformes; Spheniscidae
Gene: RETSAT
Product: retinol saturase
Exons: 8
Coding region: 1-1107 (368 amino acids)
Source: RefSeq, a predicted model, not a curated record
AUGCCGGGGGAUAAGCCACAAAACCACGAUUCGGCACAAACUCACCUUACGCUGCCCCUUUUUUCAGGCGUGGUCCCCUCCAAGGCCAGCUUCUCCAUGCACAGCAUCCUGGUGAACCACUUCCUCCGCGGCGCGUGGUACCCCAAAGGGGGGGCCGGGGAAAUCGCUUUCCACACCAUUCCCGUUAUCCGGAAAGCCGGAGGCAACGUGUUGGGAAACGCGCCGGUGCAGAGGAUCCUGCUGGACUCCCAGGGCAAAGCCUGCGGUGUGAGCGUCAAGAAAGGCCAAGGUUUGGUGAACAUCUUCGCUCCCGUUAUCAUUUCGGACGCCGGGAUCUUCAACACCUACGAACGGCUCCUGCCGGCGGAGGCGCGGGCGUUGCCUGAGAUCCAGUCUCAGCUUCGCAUGGCGACACACGGCGAAGGGGGUUUCACCGUCUUCGUAGGUCUUAAUGGCUCAAGGGAGGAGCUGGGGCUGGAGCCCACCAACUACUUCAUAUAUGCAGGAGAUGACCUGGACGAAAUAAUGAAUCGCUACCUGGCUUCUUCCAGAGAAGAAGCUGCCAAGAACAUCCCUCUCCUGUUUGUCACCUGCCCGUCAGCCAAGGACCCCACCUGGGAAACGAGGCACCCAGGUAAAUCCACGCUGGCCAUCGUGACCUUCGCCAAAUACGAGUGGUUUGAGGAGUGGAAGGACAAGCAGGUCAGUAAGCGGGGAGAUGAUUACGAGGAGUUGAAGAAAACCUUUGUGGACACCAUCAUGCAGGCCGUCUUCAAGCUCUACCCUCGCAUCGAGGACAGGAUCGAGUACAUCUCCGGAGGGACGCCCCUCACCAACCAGCACUACAUCGCCAGCCCCAGGGGGGAGAUCUACGGCAUCGACCACAACAUUGCCCGCCUGCAAGCCGAAGCCAUUGCCACCGUGAGGGCGCAGACGGCCGUCCCCAACCUCUACCUGACAGGGCAGGAUUUGUGCCUGGGCGGCUUCGUGGGAGCCCUGCAAGGAGCCCUCAUCUGCGGCAGCGCCGUCCUCAAGCGCAACCUCUACGCCGACGUGGCACGGCUGAAAAAGCGCACGCAGGCCACCGACUCUAAGAAGAGGGACUAACGCCUGCCGUCCCACCGGCCAGGACCUCCCUUUCCCUCCGGCGCCUUAUUUUCCGCUCCAAAUCACCCGUAGCACAUCCUUCUCUAAUGCAAAGCCAAAGGGUUACAGCCCAGGAAGGCGCCGUACCCAUUUCCAGGCAGCUUGGAAACCUUCCCCACCCACCUUGCCCUGGACCUUACCCACCUAGAGCUCACCUCCUUCCACCACGACGCCCACCGCUAGCGAGUAAAAGCCAGCGCUUGAUCCCUGGCCGCCCUUUUGAGGGCAAAAACCCUUCUCCCGCUGGAGGGAAGAGGGGCUCCAAGAGCUGCCAUGUGCAGCAGCGGCCAGGAGAGAAGUCAAGGCAACCCCAAAAACCAGGCUGCACCAGAAGGCAAAAACCCAACAGCUUCUACCACCAACACCCACGGCCGCUUCAUCCCCACUAGUGUCCAACAGCCGACUGGACCAUCGGAAGAGCAUCAACCUUCACCUGCAUCCCCCAGAGCCGCUGGGUCAAGGGGAGCGAGCCCCCCGGGGAUGCUUUCCCCCCCCCUUUCAGACGGCGGCUUCGGUGCAGAGUUGGGCUCCUAAAGCUUCACUGGGCUCAUGAAGCUCCACGUGGGAGUCAGCAGCCCCGGGGGUUGUGGAGGCAGAGGAAGCAGCACCUCCCCGAGACGGGGCUGUGCACGGGCUUGCCCAGGCAGCGGUUUGCUAAACCCCCGCCAGCCGCUGGACGGGCACCGGCUGCAUUUAAGCAAGGGGAAAAUCACGCCAACCUAAGCCCCGUCGCUGUGUUUUAACCAAGACACCCGGGAGAGGCUCACAGACGCGGUCCUUUAGGAAGGAGCCGGCUCCUGGCUCACCGGGGCGGCGGAGUAAGCGGGUCCUUCUGGCACGCCAAGGCCAGGCGUGGAGGCUGGAGUGAUUUAAGCCAGGUUUAAAGCUAUUUAAGAGCAGCGGUGCUUGCUUCGCUGUAUGGCGCUUUCAAAGUCAGGCCUUGCUGCAGCGGCGUAGCAGGACCAGCGUGCUCGGCAGUGAUGCAGCCCCUCAGCCCCGUGACGCUGCGAUAUUUCAGUGCUGCUCUACCCUCCAUCGCCCGGAGACGUGCGAUGGUGCAAACACCCGCUCCUUUAGCAAUAAAAAAAGUCCAGCCCUUCUGUCUGCUGGGAAAAGCUUGGGAACUCAAAGCCCUCUCCAAAUGGGAAGGGAAGCACGUGAGACCAGAAAUAAAUAAUCAUCAUCAUCA